AGUACGGUUGCUCUGCUGAAUGGAGACGGUACACGGACACGAACACGAACACGGACUCCAAACUUGAAUCGCUCGCUCUGCCGCUCUGUGUGUUUACAAGUCGAGAAUUGUCGUUGAGUACGAGUACGUGUGUAGGCGACGUGCCUCCAAAAUCAGAGCCAAGUCAACGUCCGGGUGCGAGUGCAGUGACGGGAACGGACUACGGAAUACGGUUAUCGUGGCCGGGGAACGGUACGGAAAUUGGGGAUCGACCUCGCCGCUUGGUAAUUUGGUGCGUUUGCGUGCCAGUGGCAGUGCCAGUGCCAGUGACUUUCGAGAGAGUCAAGACGCUAGCAGACGAGUCAGACUAGUCGCUGGAUGAGUCUCCGUUCGCGUCAUCGAAUUAUUAUAAUUAGCAUAGUUGGGGGGGACAUAGCCGCAGGCAGAUAAACGGCAACGGCAUCGGAAUUUGUCGCAGCUAGUGGAAAUUUUGUGAAAACAAAAGCCGCUUUCGUAAGGGGAUAAGUUCCAGUUCCGGAGCACAGGAAUAUGCCCGACGCCGACACCCAAUCGGAGAUCCUGGCCAGCGCCAGCGCCACCGACGACAACGGUCCACUGUGGACGGCUGGGAAUGUGAGCCAACUGCUGGGCCCGGCGCGCGAUUCGCUGUCCAUUGUGGUGCCGGUGACGGUCGUCUACUCGCUGAUCUUCCUCAGCGGCGUGGUGGGCAACAUCAGCACCUGCAUCGUGAUCAAGAAGAAUCGAUCGAUGCACACGGCCACCAACUACUACCUCUUCUCGCUGGCCAUCUCCGAUUUCCUGCUGCUGCUGUCGGGCGUGCCUCAGGAGGUGUGGUUCAUCUGGUCCAAGUAUCCGUACGUCUUUGGCGAGUACUUCUGCUUGGGACGCGGUCUGCUGGCCGAGACCUCGGCCAAUGCCACCGUUCUGACCAUCACCGCCUUCACCGUGGAGCGGUACAUAGCCAUCUGCCACCCCUUCCUGGGGCAGGCCAUGAGCAAGCUGAGUCGUGCCAUCCGCAUUAUCGGUCUCGUCUGGGCCCUGGCCGUGCUCACCGCCAUACCACAGGCGGCCCAAUUCGGUAUCAACAGCUACGCGGGCGUGGACAAGUGCGUGGUGGUGCGCGUCAUCGUCGAGCACUCGUUCCAGCUCUCCACCUUCAUCUUCUUCUUUGCGCCCAUGUCCAUUAUCUUUGUGCUCUACCUGUUGAUCGGACUGCAGCUGUACCGCUCCAACCUGAGCGAUGGCCCAGCCCCAGCCGCAGCAUUGGCGCCGUUUAGGAGGUCACAGCUCAAGAAUGUGCAAUCGGACACAAUCCUGUACCGCUAUGCCGGCUCCAGCUCAGCGGUGAACAUCAAUGGUGGGACCGGCUCAGGCGCCCAGCUGAGCUCCGUGCGGGGCCGGCUCAAUCACUAUGGGACACGGCGUGUGCUGAGGAUGCUCGUGGCUGUGGUGGUCUGCUUCUUCCUUUGCUGGGCCCCCUUCCAUGCCCAGCGUCUGAUUGCCAUCUAUGCCCCCGCCCGGGGCGCCAAGCUGCACGAACAGCACGAGCUCCUCUACACGGUUAUGACAUAUAUCUCCGGGGUGCUCUACUAUCUCUCCACCUGCAUCAAUCCGCUGCUCUACAACAUCAUGAGCAACAAGUUUCGCGAGGCCUUCAAGGCUGUGCUCUUUGGCAAGAAGUUGUCCAAGGGUUCGCUGAACUCUCGCCACCACAUCGAGUCGCAGCGGCUGAGGAGAGCGCUCAACUCCUCCAGCCAGACACAGCGCGUCUCCAUUGAGUCGGCGGAGGCGCAACAGUCGAAACAGACACUAACGCAGACUCCGCUGCAUGAUCGUCAGGCCCCGGCCAAGCCGCCGCUCGCCUCCCAGUAUGCCAUGAUCAAUGCCCAGAGCAACUAGAGGGCAGACUGGAGGCAACUCAAUCUUCAUCUAGCUCACCGAACCGCUUGCUUCCUAAUGCUAAUUUAUUUGAAUAUUGUUUAAGCCAGAUUGUUAGUUAGUCACUUGUUUUUGUCUUUACUAAUUCCACAGCUAUGGCCGCUGCUGCUACCAAAGCGUUUAGUACAAGCUGCAUUUGCAAUCAUUUGCCUUGCAAUUAGACCUUAAUUACUCUCUACUCUCUGUCUAUAUAUUUAUCUACUGUAACGAUUUUCAUUCAUUUAGAAUCAGAAUCAGUGUCGGCACGAGUACGCCUGAGCUAGUCUUUCGAGCAUUAAGAUUUACGACUAUUUAGUUUAAGAAUAGUAUUCAAUGUGCUUCGCUCUCUGCAAUUAACUUAAUGGCAACACGCCUAGUGGGUAUUUGCGCUGGAAAGAAAAGCCUUGCAG
Molecule: messenger RNA, 2327 nt
Organism: Drosophila obscura
Lineage: Eukaryota; Metazoa; Arthropoda; Insecta; Diptera; Drosophilidae
Gene: PK1-R
Product: pyrokinin-1 receptor
Exons: 4
Coding region: 529-1899 (456 amino acids)
Biological process (GO): neuropeptide signaling pathway
Cellular component (GO): plasma membrane
Molecular function (GO): neuropeptide receptor activity
Source: RefSeq, a predicted model, not a curated record